Molecule: messenger RNA, 3076 nt
Organism: Polyodon spathula (Mississippi paddlefish)
Lineage: Eukaryota; Metazoa; Chordata; Actinopteri; Acipenseriformes; Polyodontidae
Product: transmembrane protein 74B-like
Exons: 2
Coding region: 587-1288 (233 amino acids)
Source: RefSeq, a predicted model, not a curated record
GGACCACAACACGGUAUACUUGCUCCUCAAAUUGCACUCAAGAAAGACCUGCUCCGUAUUCAGAAUAACAAGAAUAAACUACGCUGGUAGAUGCUCAGAUCUGCCCUUUAGGAUUGUGUCAGUGUGCAGCUUACAAAGCCAGACGCUCAUUCACGAUUCUCGUUCAGUGAUGACGCCGUCAUAGAUUCAUAGCACCGCCGCUCCGAUUGAGUCACUGCAAUGCAUUUUUAAUACAUGUCACGCGAAUGUGUACAAAUCAGUGAUUGUUCUUUCCGGCGGUUUAUUGAAACACACAGGAAAGGUAGCUGCAGUCUGCUCUGUCUGCACCCUCGGCGAGGCUGGGUCUCGCACGCUCUUCAGAUCUCUCCGUGCUCGACCUCAAACACCCACCUCCCUUUACUUGGGCACGGCGAGUCCUUCAAUUUUUAUCUGAGGCAUCUGGCUCUUGGCUCAGCCUUUCCACUUCCUUACUUUCUGCUAAAAAAUGCAUUGAAAACAAACAAAAAAAAUCGUCUUGCAGAUAGUUGACGGGAGGAUGGCUGGCAGAGUCUUGUUUAUUUGGGAUGAAUUAUACUACUAGCUCCCGAUGGCGUCUUUAAAUUCCCUGGAAUUAAAGCAGGUGGGUGAUUGUAAGAUAAUCAAUACCCCGCAGCACAAUCCUUGCAACGCCAGCACUUCAGGACCGCGGACAGCUCCAUGCGCUGGAAUAGAAAACGCCUCGUUUCAGGACGAGGAGCAAAAAGAGACGUCUUUUAUAAACCGUGCCAAUGACGACCUGGGGAUACACAACCGAACGAUCCCCUCUGGCACACACAGGGGGCCCAACAGCGAGGCGUUUGAAGAACACGAAGCCGAAACAAGUGCCCCUUCUGUGGACUACGGGUUUAUUUUCUCCCUGGUGUUCUUAGUAAGCGGGAUUGUGUUGGUUGUUAUAGCUUACACGAUCCCCAGAGAGGUAAAGGUGAACCCAGACUUCGUGACUGCGAGAGAGAUGGAGAAGCUGGAGAGAUAUUACGCACGCCUCGGGUCUCACCUGGACAAGUGCAUCAUCGCCGGCUUGGGGCUGCUCACUCUCGGGGGCAUGCUUCUAUCCAUGCUGCUCAUGGUAUCCAUAUGCAAAGGGGAAUUGUACAGGAGAAGGACCUUCUCUAUCUCCAGAAGGUCUAAGAAGACGUACGGAUCUACAAACCUGAGAAUGAAAAGGAUGGAGGGAGAUGGACGGCAGUCGCUGGUGGACUGUGAACCCGCUCCAGUCACGAGUGCAGUGCAUUCAGAAAGAUCCAGCUAAACAUGGCAGAGAAUGUCUUUCUUUAUUUCUUGACAAACACGUACCCGUUUGCCUCACUCCACUGUUGGCACAGCGAAUCCAAUGACAGGGGUUCUAGGUAGGAUAACAUACAAAUACACAGACAGAGCAGUAAAUAGGGUGGGAUAUUAAGAUAUACUGUAUUUAACAAUCAAAGGCUUAGUUUAGUUUACAAACAAACUCGAAUCAGGAGAAGCUAUAAGCACAAUGUGUGAAUACGUAAUUAAUAAAUGAUUGGCUAUAACCUGACGAAACAAAUGCUUAUAUAAAAUACAUAUGUUUCAAUUUUUUUGCAUUCUUGUACAGGAGAGCACAGGAAAAAGAAAACGCCAAAGGGCAGGCGGAAUCUCGAUGUCAUAAGAGUGGCAGAUUACUUUCUCGAAAUGAUUUCACUGAAACUUUUUUUUUUUUUCUAAAUUAAUGAUGGUUAGAAGUGAACACUUGAAUGUGUGUAUUUACUGUACAGGUUACACGUUCGUAUAAUAUGUCUUUAACGUAUUGAAUUAAACCGGUCUGUAGUUUUAUUUAAUUUGCCAAUUUUGUACACACGAAACCUGACCAAAAGCGCAGUUUCGAAAACAUGACUAUAACAAUGAAUAAAAUAAUGAUUAAUAUACAACUCAAACAACCCAAAACCCAGAGUAGGGUGAGAAUCGAUAUGAUCCUCUGUGCUUUACCGCUUACAGGACCUGAACUCGGAAGAGCUCAGUGCAGCAGCAACGCCGUUUAAACAGCAAUAUACUUCAGGUCUGUAGGUUUUACGUUUAGGAAGCUAUUAACUGCACUGUUAUCAUAGCAGUAAUAAGCUAAAACACGAGACUGGAUGUAAGUCAGCAGUUUAUUUUUUAAGAUGUGAAUACUUAUCGGUUAUACAGUGUAUUGAAAUGAAUUAACAUUUCGCGUUUCCAUCGUAGGGAUUCAGGUUUGCGUCCUCAGUGAUGCUGUCUGGCUAAGGCGGAGAGGCCGUGUUCAAAGUCUAGCUCGAUAUAAAGGUUUUGUAAAGAUCUUCCCAUGUAUAACACGCUAUUAACACAUCAAGGAAAUGAAUCCACCUGCUAGCGCUGGUACAGCCGCACCUGCGCAGAGGCAGUGAGGUGGGCUGUCCAAUACCACGCCAGCACUGCUAAACAUAACGCGUACUGAUAUGACUAAUUCAAAUGGCAACACUGAUAUAAGUUUUAACUGUUUAAACAACUGAACUAAACACACUCCGAAACAAAGUCGUAUACUGUACCACUACAAACAGAACGUGUUAAUCUGGACACGUUUGAUAGGGGCAGUCUGAUUAGUGUUUAAGGACAAUAUCUAUAUUAAAACACAAUCUAUAGAGAACAAACUGAAUGUCGCCCCUGUGUCAGUUUAACUCAAUAUUUUGCAGCGUGCUUCAAUGUGGCCUGUCAAGAAAGGAAUGGCGUGGCCAGCACAGUGUUUGCUAUCGUGUAAACGUUUGUAAAGCCUUUGUAUUGCAAACUCUGAAGCCAGUUACACUCCACAGCUUCACACGGGAGAGCCUCAAAGUGAGACUGUUACGGUUUUUAAAAUAUGUUUUUGUAUUUUAUUUUAGAAUUUUGCAUUGUUCUAUUUUAAGCAGCGUGCUAAGCAACCAUUCACUUUGGCAACGACCAGUUACCAGCAAAUCAAACCUGUGAAGAUGUUACUCGCAUGUGUGUUUGUGUAAUACAUUGUCAAUUCACAAAGCCAAUGUACCACACCGAAGGGUUAAACGUAUCUAUGUAUUUGUGGAUAUCGUAAUCUUUGUUUUCUACUGUA